AUUAGUGUCCUGGACACAGAGUCUUUCAUUCCUACUACAAACCGCUUCUACUUGCUCGUACUAGAGUACUGAUAACUCCUUAUAUAUAAUUGAAAGGAAAAAUGUCUUCUUCUCUGUCUGGUAAGUUAAGUAUUGAAACAGAGGCCAAGUCAUCUGCUCCUGCUUUAUACGAGGCUCUCGCGAAACGAUUGUACGAGGCACCAAAACUUUGCCCUACCUAUAUACAGAAAGUUGAUUUAGUAGAAGGUAACUGGGAAGAGGUGGGUGCUGUCAUGAACUGGCAUCUUUUAUACGAGGGGAAAACUGUAAUUUCCAAGGAGAUAUAUGAGAAGAUAGAUGACGAAAAACUAUCGGUCACUUUCAAGGUGAUAGGAGGAUUACUCGCAGAGGCAUACAAAAGUUUCAAAUUCGUUUUUCAGGCCAUUCCAAAGAGAGAGGGAUGCUUGGGCCGUUGGAUUGUUGAAUAUGAGAAACUUAACGCGGAGAUCCCAGAUCCAAAACAAAUGCUUCAGUUUUCAGCUGGUCUUACCAAAGAGAUAGAUGAUAAUCUUAUCAUGAUCAAGAGCAAUUAAGGAGUAGCUAUGAACAAAAGCAUCGCAUAUUAUAGCAUAUUCUAUAUAAAUACGUACCUUUAUUUUCUGAAAAAGAAAGUAUGUAAAAAGGUACCCUUUCCUGCAUAAUGAAUUGUUGGGGUUUUUUGUUUGAGCAGGUAUCUCGUGUCUUUCAUGGUGGAUCGAUCCAUUAUAUGUACUCGUAUGGUUUCUGAGGCCAUCUCUCUCAAUUUAUGCUUAUAAUAAGCCUGCAAACGAAACUUCCUUAUGCUUC
Molecule: messenger RNA, 825 nt
Organism: Carya illinoinensis
Lineage: Eukaryota; Viridiplantae; Streptophyta; Magnoliopsida; Fagales; Juglandaceae
Product: MLP-like protein 43
Exons: 2
Coding region: 102-572 (156 amino acids)
Biological process (GO): defense response
Source: RefSeq, a predicted model, not a curated record